AAGGGCCGUGAGCAAAUCUUAGAAGUGCACAUCCGAAAUAAGAAGCUGGCCGAGGGAAUCACCUUGACGGACAUUGCCAAGCGAACUGCUGGCUUCAGCGGUGCCGAUUUGGAAAACUUGAUGAACGAAUCCGCCAUCCUGGCAGCUCGACGCAACAAGAGCGCAGUAACCAUGGACGAGAUCAACGAUGCCACAGAUCGCGUCAUUGCUGGCCUUGAAGGGCGUCCCUUGAACAACAACGCUUCCAAGAAGCUCGUUGCAUACCAUGAAGCAGGCCAUGCCAUCGUCGGAUCUUUGCUGCCUCAUCAUGACCCGGUGAACAAGGUGACUGUCAUUCCCCGUGGUCAAGCAAAAGGCCUCACAUGGUUUACGCCUGGAGAGGAUCAGAGCCUCAUCUCUACAGCCAUGCUGAAGGCCCGGAUUGCUGGAGCUUUGGGUGGCCGUGUGGCGGAGCAGUUGGUCUUCGGCAGCUCCCAGGUGACCACUGGUGCUGGGGGAGAUUUGCAGCAGGUGGAGCGCAUGGCUCGGGCCAUGGUCACCCAGUUUGGCAUGUCCGAUGACGUGGGUUCCAUUGCCAUCGAUGAUGGAGGCUUUGGUGGGCCCAACUAUUCGGAGGAUUUGAACUCAAAGAUUGACAGUGCUAUCAAGAACAUCUCGGACGAGUGCUUCCAAACAGCGUGGAAUCUGCUGGAGACACACCGAGAUUGCUUGGACAGGGUGGCUGAGGAGCUUUGUGAAAUGGAAACCAUCACUGGCGACAGGCUCCGAGAGAUCAUUGCCCAAUACACUGAAGUACCAGAGAAGAUGGCCGUGGUUUGAGGUUUCAGUUUAUGUUGAGAUGUAAUUGAAUAAGCAGCAGUUCCAUUUGGUCACAGAACCGCCGAAUUCUUUUGCAUUCCAUGCAUGCAUUUAGAGACACAACUCCACUGUACAGAUAGCUUGAUUCCUGCAUCAUAUGUCCAGUCUUGAUGCAGAGUCAUUCUCGUUUUUGUUUCUCAGCUGGAUUGACAUGAGUCACAUCCCCAAGCUGUUCCAAUCUUCGUGCACUGUCAACGCCUCAAUGAACCUCU
Molecule: messenger RNA, 1070 nt
Organism: Durusdinium trenchii
Lineage: Eukaryota; Dinophyceae; Suessiales; Symbiodiniaceae
Source: the annotation of a GenBank genome assembly